GAAGGAUUUUUUUUUAUGUUUCUUCAUCGAACGAUCUGUACCGCAGUUUCAUGCGUAUAUAUCUGUGGUGCAACGACGUCAAAUUCGAGCCAAAGAAAUCAGCGCGUUUGCUCCUUCUGGCAGUGAAUUUCACCGUAUCGUUCCGAUAGUUACGAAUUUUAAAAUCACCGAUCGCUGGUGGACGCAAUUGUUGGUUGUUUGAACGGAAGAAUUGACAAUUUUUCCAGUGCCGCCAGUGGACAUGGCCAAGAAUCGAGGAAGUGGUGGUGAGCCGGAAAACGAAGACAAAGGUGGUGUGAUGCUAGAAGCAACGGCCUCGUAUACAGCUAGUUCAUCGCAAGAGGACGGACAAGCGGAGUCGGGACCGGUGGCCAAUCCGGUUGUCGUCACCGCUUCAGUCUCGUCGGACAAUGAUAACAUCUCAACCCGGGUUGGGUCACGGACAAAGAAAGCCAAGGUCGUGUUCGAUCCGUCGGACAACUACGUUCCGAGAAAGCGUGUCCGCAAGAGUGAUGCAAACGCUACGGAUGGUCCCGGGGAACCGGGGCUGCCGAAAUCGCCCGUCAAGUUUACCGAAAAACUGGCUUCUGAUUCGGUUAACAAUGAAGCCAACUCAGCUAACAACAACAAUAAAACACGCCUCAUGCCGACGAGCAGCAGCUCGCAAAAUCCGAAACCUAAUUCCGGAAUUCCGAGCGGAUAUCGCAACAAGAUUCUCUGCUCAUCGCCGCCAGAACCCGGGUCGGCUGGUUCGUCUGGUGGAGUGGCGGUCACCGGAGGAGCAAGGCAGGAAUUCAAAAGAGAGCCCACCUGUGACAUGUGCCACAAGGUGGAACAGCUAAGGCGAGGUUUCAAGCUGAUCGAUUGCUCCAACUGUCCUUUCCGAGCGCACUCGCGCUGCCUACGGGCCCAUCAAGUGUACUCCAAGUUUCCGAUACUGGACAACUUCCGCUGUUUCCAGUGUAUCGAGUGCGUGGUCUGCGGGAAGGUGCUACGCGGUGGAAACCUUCUCUUCUGCGCCAAAUGCCAGAAUGCGUUCCAUGCAAACUGCCACGGUCCGACGGUUGCCCAGGAGGGAAGUUCCAGCCGUUCGUGGAGCUGCAAACGAUGUGUGAGUGAAAAAACGGCUACUCCCACACCGGUUACAUCCACGGUGGCUCCCAGGCAGUUGAUGCCACCACAUUUGCAGCAACAACACAAACAGCAGCAGCAACAAAAAUUGAAACAAUCACAGCAACAUCAACAUUCGCAACACAAGCCACAACAGCAGCAACAGCUCCCAAGAUCUCAAGAACGUCGCCCAGCGGCCGCCGUCAGUGCGGUUAUUCCUGAUCAAUCUCUGCAGCUGGGGUUGCCGCCGCUGGCCGUGCAAGCGAUUCAUUUUCUGCAGCACGAAGACCUGGAUGACCACGAAACGCCAAGGGAUCAACAAGCUGAUGACGAAGCCCAUCACGACUUUGCCGGGUUCAGUGAUAAUGAACUGGGUAAAGGUUCUCGGUCCUCGUCGGAAGAUGGCGGAGAGGGCAGUAAUCAGUCGACAUCAACGACGACGACAAAGCACAACGUGCCCUCGACGAUGAGGGCACGACGCCGUAGCUAUGAUAACGGAACCGACAAUGACCAUAUGGAGGAGGAAAACGAUGACCACGACGACGACGAUGAUGAUGCUGAUGAGGACGACAAUCAUAACGAUGUCGAUGAGAAACCGAAGGUGGCAAACGGGAACAACAACGGUACCGUCGAAACGCACGGUUCGACGAAUCAGGCGGACUUCGAUGAAGACGAAAAAAAGUUCGACCCCGGUAUGGAUAAUUUCGAAAACGUACACAAUUGGACCUGCGAAGAAGUAUACCUUUACUUCCAGCACCACUUUCCGGAUUAUGCUCAUCUGUUCAAGGAACAGGAAAUUGACGGUCCAUCGCUGGUGCUGAUGCGUAAAUCGGACGUCCUGACGGGCUUCGGACUGAAGCUAGGACCGGCAAUCAAGCUCUAUCAGCGGAUAGUGAUGAUGCAGAACAAUGACCGCGACAUAAGGCUCACGUGGAUCUAAAAUUACGAAAUCAGGGUGUUCGUUCUGCUUUUGAUGGUUUUUUCCGAUCUCGUCCCAGUACUUUCAUCGGGGUGGCUAAAGAUUCAAAAUUACUACUACAUAUGAAGUGAGAAGCAAGAUGUGGAACUUGCGUCAGUAAUAUUUAGAUGAUAAUAUUCUGCAAAAUUCCCUGUAACGCGUUCUAAGUUUUA
This is a messenger RNA of Uranotaenia lowii, 2241 nucleotides long. RefSeq lists its product as uncharacterized. The coding region runs from base 242 to 2050 and encodes 602 amino acids. Gene Ontology annotation, molecular function: protein binding. The transcript is spliced from 4 exons. The record is from RefSeq and is a predicted model, not a curated record. NCBI's taxonomy places the organism in Eukaryota, Metazoa, Arthropoda, Insecta, Diptera, Culicidae.